AUGGUGUCCAACGGUGUCAAGGACCACGGCCCGGGCAAGCUCGCCAUUGCGCACCACGCUGCCACGACCGAUAUUGCCCUCGAGGCCGAAAAGAACUUCUCCGCCCAAAACUACCAGUCCCUCCCCAUUGUAUUUUCCCGCGCUCGGGGGGCGUCUGUCUGGGACCCCGAGGGCCGUCAUUAUCUUGACUUCCACUCCGCUUCGACUGCCCUCAACCAUGGCCAUUGCCACCCGAAGCUCGUCGCUGCGCUGGUCGACCAGGCCUCACGACUGACGCUUACGUCGCGGGCCUUUCACAACGAUGUAUACCCCCAGUUUGCCGAGAUGGUGACCAAGACUUUUGGCUACGACAGAGUCCUGCCUUCGAGCACUGGCGCCGAGGCGGCCGAGACUGCCAUCAAGGUCGCUCGAAAGUGGGCUUACAAGGUGAAGGGUAUUCCCAAGGACCAAGCCAUUAUUCUUGGUGCGGCAGGAAACCACCACGGACGAACGCUGGCUACUAUUUCUCUGGCUUCUGACGCCCAGUCGCGGGAAAAUUAUGGUCCCCUAGUCUCUAAUAUCAGCUGCUAUAUUCCUGGAACCGACAAGACCAUCGCGUACAACGACAAGGAUGCACUGCGUGAGGCCUUUGAGAGAGCGGGCUUCAACCUGGCCGCCUUUGUCAUAGAGCCAAUCCAGGGGGACGCAGGCGUCAUCGUGGCCGACGACGACUAUCUUCGAGAGGCGAGAACGCUCUGCGACGAGCACCAUGUUUUGUUGAUCUGCGACGAAAUCCAGACGGGCAUUGCGCGGACAGGGAGGCUGCUCGGCCACUACUGGAGUGGGAUCAAGCCCGACUUGGUUCUGCUGGGGAAGACUAUGACGGGUGGCAUGUAUCCUGUCUCGUGUGUCUUGGGUAGCAACGACGUGAUCCUCACAGUUGAGCCCGGAACACACGGGUCGACGUACGGCGGCAAUCCCCUCGGCGCGGCGGUCGCUAUGCGUGCUCUUGAAGUUAUCGACGAGGAAAACUUGGUCCAGCGGGCUGAACGCCUCGGCAACAUUCUCCGUGACGGUUUGAAAGCUCUCCAGGCCCAUAAUCCUAUUAUCCAAACUGUGCGUGGCCGAGGUCUUCUCAACGCCAUGGUCAUCGACCAGUCCAAGACCAAUGGACACUCUGGUAUAGAACUGUGUGAGCUGAUGAGAAAGAAGGGCCUUUUGCUCAAAUCUAGCCGUACUGGUGUCAUCCGCAUCGCCCCGCCGCUGGUUGUCACAGAAGACGAGCUUGAAAAGGGCCUCCGAAUUAUCAAAGAAUGUAUUGAAGGGCUUCCGGGCCUCUCGAUUGCCGCGUAA
Molecule: messenger RNA, 1332 nt
Organism: Metarhizium acridum CQMa 102
Lineage: Eukaryota; Fungi; Ascomycota; Sordariomycetes; Hypocreales; Clavicipitaceae
Product: putative secondary metabolism biosynthetic enzyme
Cellular component (GO): cytoplasm
Molecular function (GO): L-ornithine transaminase activity; pyridoxal phosphate binding; identical protein binding
Source: RefSeq, a predicted model, not a curated record